Cryphonectria parasitica EP155 is the source of this 1044-nucleotide messenger RNA. RefSeq lists its product as uncharacterized. The transcript has a single exon. The annotation marks the transcript as partial. Lineage: Eukaryota; Fungi; Ascomycota; Sordariomycetes; Diaporthales; Cryphonectriaceae. The record is from RefSeq and is a predicted model, not a curated record.
CUAAUUUCGGGUCUUUUUUUCUCCACUCCCAUCGAUAUCGUAGAAGGGUGCUGUUUCAAACUCCUCACAGCGGCUGGAUUGGGUACUCGGCCUGUUGGUUGAGGUUUUUUGGCACAACAGAUGCUUCUCAAUUUUUCAGUUUCGGACGGGAUUUUCUCGGGCUGUUUUUUUGUUUCUCUUCUUUCUUUCUCUUUUACUUCUUGCAUUUCCAUCCCCCCCUCCCCCCCCCCCCAAUUCUUCUUUUGCAUUUGCCGUCGUCACGCACGACAGAAAAUCCUGUGGAGGCGCAAUGGCAGAAAUGGGUUGCUCGACAGGUUGGGCAGGGAUCAUAGAGGUUGAGAUGUGUUUGUGCGGUUGGGGUGACGGCUAUGGGUAUUAGUGGGCGAUCACCCGGGAAGACCCCAACGGCCUGGAGGACCAACGGCUCUAGCCGGUGAUCCACACUCCCGAUCUCUCGACCACCUUCCUACACAGAUAAUCCCUUUCACAUUCGUCCUCAUGGCUCAGAGAUUGGAUGACUUGGCAUCCCUUGUGGUCAAUUCUCCAUCGUUGUUCUUCGCCUCAAGCUCACUGUCUCUUUUGGAGAGAGAGGGUACCGGAGCGGGUGACUUGGGCGAGGGCAGCCGGAUGGAGGAAGGAACAGGACGUGGACGAGGCACAGGCUAUCGAGUGGAGGGAGGCUUGGUGCACAGGCGGCACUUGCUCCAUCUCGUUUCCACUGAAGAAUCAAUGGUGGACAUGGGCCACGUGUUACGAUAUUUUUUAGGAGGUAGAGAAUGGCAAUUGGGUUGAUAUCUCCAUGCUUGUACAUCUCGGAAAGACUGGAAUUACUGAUCAACAUUGGCCAAGUACCUGGAGAAACGAUGUCGCUGCAUAUGGGACCAGACCCCAUAUUCAUAAUCUGGGUCAGGGAUGCAAGGGAGGCUCUAACGACUCCGAUUGCAGACUACCGGGAUAAACUCCUCCCCUACCUUGCACGCUAGUCUCUAUACAUACUAGGCCCUUCUCUCUAUACAGAUUUCAAUGUGAGGUUAUCGUGACUAC